AAUAAAGUUAAUUACAUUGUAGCAAAUUCAUUCUUUACCGACGCAUUAUGAGAAGCAGAUAAAAACAAAAAAACGAAAACAUUUCGAUAUUCUCGUAGUUAAUUGAGUCGAGGCAGCACACUUGAUUUUCCCUAUCAUUUAAGUAUAUUUUAUGCAAAAUGCCUGAAAUGCAGUGGAUCCCUACAAGUUUCGAAGACCAAGUGAAAAGUUUAAUUGAGUCAGUUGAUGUAGUGUUGUGCGAUAUUGACGGUGUUUUACUAAAUGACUCUACAGCAACACCUGGCUCAGAACAAUUUGUCUCUAAGCUCAGAAAGCGGGGUAAAAAGCUGGCGUUUGUCACCAACAACUACUACCAGCCAAUGGCUGUUUUAGAAGAGCGGCUGAAACCGUUUGAAGCUUCCAGUGAAGAAAUCGUUACCCCCAAUACGGUUCUUCUGGACUACCUGGACGCUCGCAAAUUUAACCAGGAGAUUUAUAUAAUCGGUUCUGGGGUAACUAAGAGACUUCUGAGGAAUGCUGGCUAUAAACUGAUCGAAUACAAGGAUAUUCAAUCUGAAGACUUAAGCGAAGAUCCAGUUGAACUGGAGAAGUUAUUGGAGAAGGCAGAAGAUGCUUGCACAAAAGUAGGAGCUGUAUAUCUUGAUAUGGACUGCAAUAAUACUUACGCAGCUCUACUGGUGGCUGAAAUGAUUCUAAUGCAGAAAAAAGAUAUUUUGCUUCUUAGUGGGGCAGUAGACGAUAUGGGAGCAUUAGAUGAAAAGCUCAAAGUAGUUGGUCCCAAAUAUUACAUAGAAGAAAUUGAGAGGUUUACCAGAAAAAAAUCUGUAGGCAUGGCCAAGCCUGAACGAGGCGUUUCAGCAGUAAUUAAUUCGAAACUUGACAUUUUUGAUAGCGGCAAAGUGCUAAUGGUCGGCGAUAAUGUGCGUUUCGAUGUGGGCUUUGCAGUGAAUUCUGGCUACCAAUCCUGCCUAGUACUAACUGGAGUAACCACAAAAGAACAGGUUGAAGAUUGGAGCUUUGCCCCCGAACUCAAACCAGAUUAUGUCGUAACUAAUCUUAAUGAGCUGUGUGAAAAAUUUUAAGUUAUAAGCAAUUAGACUAAACUCACGAGCCCAGUUGUGUUGUAACAGGCAAUGAAAGCUGGAAAAACAAGAUAUUGGCAAGAACUUUUUAAUUAAGUUGCGAUCCUCAGCAUAAAACGGGGAGCUAGCAUAAAAACAGAGUUUAUCUGCAAAUAUUUUCGAACCAUGAACGUCCAAUAUUUGGAUUUAUAAUCCUACGCAAAAUUCAAUGAAAUAUCGUGCGUACAGCAAAUAUUGCAUUAUAAUGCAAAGCUGGGUAAAUACUGUUAAGGUUAAUCUAAUUGGAAAUUAGCCACUGUAGACUUAGAAACUGUAUGGAAAGCGAAACUCGGUGCAUGUUUUUUUUGGGGUUUCAUCCAAUAACCCUUAAACAUAUUCGAAUGGAUUCACAAAAAAUACACGUUCCACCCAGAAAAGUUUAAUAAAUAUAACAAUAGGAUUUUAUGUAAUAAUAACAUCAAAUAUCUAAAUGAGGUUUCAUUCUUG
Messenger RNA from Dendroctonus ponderosae (mountain pine beetle), 1568 nucleotides. RefSeq names its product phosphoglycolate phosphatase 2. Gene Ontology annotation, molecular function: phosphatase activity. The transcript is spliced from 5 exons. Gene Ontology annotation, cellular component: cytoplasm. Lineage: Eukaryota; Metazoa; Arthropoda; Insecta; Coleoptera; Curculionidae. The record is from RefSeq and is a predicted model, not a curated record. Bases 159 to 1082 code for a protein of 307 amino acids.